Molecule: messenger RNA, 1927 nt
Organism: Mesocricetus auratus (golden hamster)
Lineage: Eukaryota; Metazoa; Chordata; Mammalia; Rodentia; Cricetidae
Exons: 3
Coding region: 525-1376 (283 amino acids)
Source: RefSeq, a predicted model, not a curated record
UCCCCGGUGGGCCGAUUUUUCGCACUUCCCCUUCGCUUUAUAGGGGCGAUUGCUUAUGGGUUCGUCCUCUGAAGAGGCUGGGGCGUCAUCAGGCUGGUUAGAAAAACCCGCUCCACGGCGGGGACACUCAGUCGCGUCGGCACCGCGGAGCGGGCUGCGUCAGGUGGCUUGCCCCGGCGGCGCUCGCUGGCUCCCUGCUCUCGGGCUUGGAGCUGCGGCACCGGCUGGAGCGAACCCUUGUCCCAGCACCGGGCAGCGGCGGGCAGACAGGCAGGCACUGCCUUGCGUGUGAGUGCAUCUCACUCACAUACCUAACCCAAGGAGCGCCUACGGGCAGCCAGCUCAGCAGCCCCCAACGCACGAAGCCAGGGGAAGCCGGACUCCGGUGGCCCCACCACAGCACAGCGGAGACAUCAGCCGAGCCCCCGACACGGGGCGCACAGGAGCCGGGAAGCCCGAGGCCGGGGCCAAACAGACCACCCGAGCUAGGCGCGAGCCAAGCUCCCCAAGGUGGUCCGGUCACCAUGCUGAAGAUGGCCAUGAAGCUCAGAGCCCGAGCGGCCCAGAGCGAGAGGAAGACAGCCGCGGCUGCCGCCGAAGUGGCUGCCGAAGCUGCCGUGGCGGCUGCGGCGCUGGCCGAGCCGCUCGCUUCCCAGAAGAACGGGAAGCCCGAGAAGCCCCCCAAGCCCCCCAAGUCCGUCAAGAUCCGCGCGAACGCCGUGCGAGAUGUGCCGCCCGAAAAGUUGCUAACCGACAAAGAGCGCAAGAAGCUCGAGAAGAAGUUGCUGGAGCAGAGGAAAAAAGAGGAGAAGAAGAGAGAGAAGGAGAGGAAGAAGUUAGAGAAGAUGCUGAAGAAGAAGAAGAAGAAUGUGCCAGAACCCCAGGCGGAGGUCCGAAGCCCCGAGGGCGCCGCCGCCGCCGCCACCACCGCAGGCGAAGACGCGGGCGCCGCGCAGGGCGCCGCAAGGCUCGGCGAGGGCGCCGCCGUCGGGGGCGCGAGUAGGGCCUGGGCCCAGUGGGACACUGACUCGGGCGACGAAGAUGAUGCCUACUACGCGCCUCCUCGUGUUGGAGGCGUCGUGUGGCGGCCGGGGCCUGCCAAGGCCGGCGUACUCAGCGAGCACAUGCCCCUCGUGGUGUUCCUGGUGUUCUCCGUGCGAAGCCCCUCGUGGGUGCUCAGCUACCUGCUGCAGAGGCGCACAGAGCAGGGCCGUGGCUGUGGCUUCGUGUUCGGGGCGACCUGCUGCUUCCGAGUGUUCCUGGGCUGCGCCUUCUUCUCCUUCCUGAGUGGCCGCACCAAGCGCAGAGGCCGAGGCCGUGGGCGCUCCCGGGCCAGGGGCACCGGGCGCCGGGGGCGCGACGAGCGGCUCAUCUAGUCAGACCCCCCCACCCCCAUCAUCAUCAUCAUCUACAUCGACCACCACCACCACCACCACCACCACCACCACCACCACCACCACCUCCACCUCCACCACCACCACCAUCGCUGUGUAGUGUGGAUCUUUAUUAGUGCUUGUGUGUGGACACGUUUUGCUUUUCGGUUGCUCUGUCCUAUGCUUCGUGCUUUUCUCCACAGUCCCUGCUCUCUGGCUCUCUCAGUGUCUCUCUCUCUCCUUUUCGAAAUUUUCCUAAGUCCAGGCCCGCGCUCCCUCCCUUUCCGCCCACCCCGGCCCCUUGGCGGCGCCCGCCCGCCCUGCAGCAGGAGGAGGGGGAUCCGGGCCGCCCGGCCCGGGGGUGGAGCGCUGGCAUCGUGUGAGGGGUCGUCACCACCGCGGGGCCGCCCCCUCUCCCCCCGCCGUGCGGCCAGGCCCCGGCCCCAAGCCGCGGGUGGGGCGAGGAGGCGACCCCACCGUGCAUCCCGGCCCGGGCUGAACGUGGGUGCAGGGACCCCAGCCCGGCCUCCGGGCACCGCCUCCCUGCGCCCGCG